CCCAACAUAAGCUUCUCGAUCCAGCCGAGGAUGUGGGCCCCGUCGGCGAGGCUCUCCGCUCCGGGCGCGCUAUUUACGUGUCUGCCGAUCUCCGCAAGAGAGACGAAGUCGUUAAAGCAUUUGAAGGAGCAGAGGUUGUCUUCCACAUGGCUGCUCCUGAUUCAUCCAUCAAUAACUAUCAGCUUCAUUAUUCAGUCAACGUAGAAGGAACAAAAAAUGUUAUCGAUGCUUGCAUAGAAUGUAAAGUCAAAAGGCUUAUUUACACAAGUUCGCCUAGUGUCGUCUUUGAUGGUGUUCAUGGAAUUUUUGAUGGAAUGGAAACAAUGUCUUACCCAGAGAAGUUCAAUGAUUCUUAUUCGGAGACUAAAGCAGAAGGUGAAAAGUUGGUAUUAAAGGCAAAUGGUAAAGAUGGACUCCUCACUUGUUGCAUUCGUCCUAGUAGUAUAUUUGGUCCUGGCGAUAGGCUUUUGGUACCGUCACUGGCUUCUGCUGCAAAGGCUGGGAAAUCUAAGUACAUUAUUGGUGAUGGCAACAAUUUGUAUGACUUCACAUAUGUGGAAAAUGUGGCAUAUGGCCAUGUCUGUGCAGAGCGAACUCUAGCAGCUGGUGGCCCUCGUGCAGAGAAAGCAGCUGGACAGGCUUAUUUCAUUACAAAUAAUGAACCGAUAAAGUUUUGGGAGUUUGUCUCACUUAUUGUUGAAGGCCUUGGAUAUGAAAGGCCAAGCAUACACAUUCCAGUCUCUGUUAUGAUGCCUAUAGCCCAUUUAGUAGAGCUAACCUAUAAGGUCUUCUCUCGAUAUGGGAUGCGUGUGCCCCAGCUAACACCUUCCAGAAUUAGACUUCUCUCAUGUAACAGAACUUUCAGUUGUACUAAAGCCAGGGUUCAGCUAGAUUAUGAACCUAUUGUACCACUCAAGGAAGGUCUGAAGAGGACAAUUGAUUCGUACUCACACUUGAGAGCUGUCCCUCGAAGUGGCACAUCUAAAGCUUCUGUCAUUCUUGGGAGUGGAAAAGUUGCCAAUACGCUCCUCUGGAAAGAUAAAAAACAAACAUUUACCGUUUUGCUACUUGUAGCUACUCUAUAUUAUUACCUGUUUGCAUCUGGAUAUACCUUCAUCACAGCAAUGGCAAAGCUUAUCUCACUGGCUGCAAUGUUCUUGUUCGUUCACAGUGUGCUGCCUAAUGAAAUAUUUGGCAUCAAAUUUGAGAAGGUACCGCCUUCAUAUUUUCACUUAUCAGAAGGCAAGGCUCACCAUCUUGCUUACUCGGUAACUUCUUCAUGGAAUUCCACAAUUGAUGUACUAAAAUCUCUUUGCAAGGGGAAAGACUGGCCACUGUUUCUUAAGGUGGUGGUCAUUCUAUUGUUUCUCAACCUUCUUGGAGCCGUGUCUCUACAAAGCAUAUUUAAAAUAGGUGUUCCGCUACUUUUCUUUGGCUUUGUUGCUUAUGAGAAAUGGGAGGAUGAAAUUGAUGGACUAUCCAGUAAAGCUUCCUCACGGUUUAUGAAGCUGAAAUCUAGUGCCAUUCAGAAAUUCUCAAAGCAUUAAGUACCUACAACAGCACUAAUAUCAUGUAUAAUAGAUUACAUGUGUUGCUUAGACGCUAUGAGGGUGAAUGUUAGAUUUCAAGAUUACAUAUUUGCUGAUUAGCCUUUGAUGGUGAAUUUGUUAAGGUACUCCCACUCGGUAUUGUUGAACUAAUUGGAGCAAAUAUCAGUUUUGUUGUACUUUUACUACUGUUUGUAUCAAUAUUCAAGUUCCUGUUAUCUCCCUUA
Messenger RNA from Asparagus officinalis (garden asparagus), 1774 nucleotides. Its product is annotated as 3beta-hydroxysteroid-dehydrogenase/decarboxylase. The record is from RefSeq and is a predicted model, not a curated record. The transcript has 12 exons. Gene Ontology annotation, biological process: steroid biosynthetic process. NCBI's taxonomy places the organism in Eukaryota, Viridiplantae, Streptophyta, Magnoliopsida, Asparagales, Asparagaceae. Gene Ontology annotation, molecular function: 3-beta-hydroxy-Delta5-steroid dehydrogenase (NAD+) activity. Bases 147 to 1547 code for a protein of 466 amino acids.